CUAAAAAAAAAAAAAAAUCCAAAUCUACAGCGAUUUUAUUCUCUCUCGAUAUUUUUUUAUAUAUAUAGAUUCGUGUAAACAAAUUCUUCACCGAAAUAUGAACGGAAAACUUUCAGCGGCGACGGUUACGGUGAUGGACACGUUUGAGAUGACCAGCAGUGAUUUUGUAGAACAGGAAGAGAGUUCAAUUAUGGAAUCCCAGAGGGGAGAAUCAUCAGAAUGGACCAACGAGAAACAUAGUUUAUAUCUGAAGUCAAUAGAAGCGUCAUUUGUUGACCAGUUAUAUAACUCUUUGGAGAUGCAAAGUUGUCAAACGCAAAAAACCUGCUCAUCAGAUGCAAUUUCAUCUUGGAAAAACCAUCCCAACGCUUAUAUCCCGUCUGGCCAGUUUAAGGUUCUUCAGGGUGGCUGUUGGUCAAAGAAAAACUUUAUGAGAGAAAAUUCACAGCCAAAGGAUACAAAUCGACCCAAACUUUCUCCUGGAAAUCCAUGGAUCCAGCAUUUCACUACUGGGUGCAAGCACGGAGAUAUAUCAUUCCUUUCCCACCAAAAAAGGCUAUACUCAACUGAAACGUUACUGCAAUGUCCUGUACCUGACUCUCGGUUGCAUCAACAAUCGGGUAGUAGUAAUUCAGAGGUCACAGGUCAAAAUUUUGUUGAAGACACAUUAAUAGAAAAGGAAAAGAAACAGCGCAGCAAAAAACGGACGAGAACUUCUAGAAUUGCUGUCAAUGAUCAGGUUGUUCCAUUUUGCACCUCUGCUGCAACUGAAAUCAACGAUACAUAUGUUCUUCCUGAAAAAAAGUAAGGGCUUAUCACUUGCCAGUUCCCAUAGUAGCUAUUGGUAAUAAAGGAUCACAAAUGAGAGGUGUUCCAGAUGACAAUUCAUAUAUCCGUAACUGGAGAUUAUUAACCCACGCUAAGCUCUAUAUCGACAGCUGUUUUUUAGCAUCUUAACAAAGUCCAAGUGGGUGAUGGUGCUAAGAACAGAUAGUAAAGUUGUAAAUGAUGAUUACAAGAAGAUGGAUAAAAAUUUCAUCACAAGGAUAUUCUUCUUGGACUUGGAAAUUCGAGAUAGUUAGGUUGCUCAUAGAUUGGUUUGUUCUUUUCUUUUCUUUCUUGUCACUGUGCCUACGGUUUUCAUGAUGUAAUUGACCUGCAGCACAGGAGCAUUAAUUAUUGUUGGUAGCUAAAUUGAUAUCUAUAUCAAACUAGUUUGGUAGUUUAUAUCAAACAAUUGUUUCUGCUGGCUAGUAAUUUUUUGCUUUGGCAAUGGUAGUUUGGGUAUAUAAUCGUCUAGGCGAGCAAGGAAUCUGCAGACUUAAGUAAUAGACUUUGGCAUCUUAUUCACGGGAAUACUAGUUAGGCCCUACAUCUUAUUCACAGGCAUACUAGUUGGGUCUUUUACUAGAUUGAAGUAGGUUCCUUCUCCUAAACUCGUUUUAGGCAUCUCAUGUUUUGUAAUUGCAAUUAAUAAUUGCCUUGAUCUUGGGCAUGAUCAACCAUAAUGUGGUAUCAAGGGCGAGUUCAGUUUCACAGUAGUUACUAGAUUGAGGGAGAAGGACUUAAGUUGUAAAAGCUUAGCAAGUAAAUCAAGGGCGAGUUCAGUUUCA
This is a messenger RNA of Erigeron canadensis, 1613 nucleotides long. Its product is annotated as cold-regulated protein 27-like. The record is from RefSeq and is a predicted model, not a curated record. The transcript has 5 exons. NCBI's taxonomy places the organism in Eukaryota, Viridiplantae, Streptophyta, Magnoliopsida, Asterales, Asteraceae. Bases 98 to 808 code for a protein of 236 amino acids. Gene Ontology annotation, biological process: response to cold; regulation of circadian rhythm.